AUGCCGCCACUAGUCCUUCAUAACGUGACCGAGGAUGAGCUUUAUAUCGGCCAGGAUGGGGUCCAAAGACCUUAUGGACUGUACAGCAAUGAUGGAAACCCAGUAGCAGCAGCUAGACCUCGAAGAGCUGUCGCAGAGACAGGCUCGUUCGGGAAAUCAACGAGGCGCUCGAGAUCGAGAACAGGCACGCCAGCAGCAAAGCGCGAAGACCCAACCUUAGCAGCCGCCGAUGCUAUCUUCUCCCAGUUCUUUGCGCAAAAAGCUGCUGAGAAGCCGGAAUCGCCUCAACGAAAGCAGUCGAUAUCAUCCAUCUCACAGCCAAAUCUAUCAGCCGCUCCACUUGCGCAGAUCGAUGGGAACGUAGGGACUUCAUCGCGAUAUGCAAAGAAAGAACCGCCAAAAGAGCCUACCGAGGUUAUACUACGAGGGUUCAAGUCAACACAGCAAUAUGCUGCGAUCAGAGAGUAUGAGAGAAUUGGUGGACGAAUCUGCGAAGACUAUCCACGAGAUGCCCCAAUCGAGCAGCGCCGCUUCAAAUCUGACCUCCGAGACCCAGCGUCAAUGCGAAGAAGGCCUCUCACAGCCGAAGAGAAGGCAAAAGCCUACAAGUUCGCUGGAGAAGAGCACUGGAUCAAAGUAACCUUCGAGUCCGCCGAAGCAGCAGAGGUAGCAGUCGAAGCAUCACCCCAAACCAUCCUAGGACAUAUCGUCUCCGCCGAGCUCUAUCGAGGAGUUCCGCCGACAGCAGAUAGAGCUAAUCCCGUAGAUGGCAAACAAACACAAAGUCUCGGCGCACGACCAGGACCCUCAUCCUCCACUCUUCCACGAUCCUCCACCACCCCCUCGAUGCGCGAAAUAGGACGAGGCACAAACUCCCUCUCUCCACCAGACUCAACAAACAGCUCCUCCCACACCCUGGACACUGCAACCCUCUCCUACACCUCUGGGACCGCCUCUUCCGCAACCGUCACCGGAUUUCGCUCUUCUGAAUCGACUGUCCCAGCCCAGGGCUCGCCAGCCUUUUGCAGCAAAUACAUCCCAACCGCCAAGCGGAUGAAACUUCUCCCAGCCGAACAGGCUUUACUUCCCCAGCAAAGCUUCUCAAAGCGAGUGAUGAGCAAGAUCCCACUUAUUAGUUGGUUGAGCGCGGACAUUAUUGGGAGUGCGGUGCCGCGGACGGAACAGGGGGAGUUUGACUGGGUGAAGGCGAGCUUGUAUUGGAAGUUGGUGUGGUGGGUUGACAGCAUGACGGGGUGGUUUGAUGUUUGCAGCAAUGACAAGGAGGAUUAG
Hyaloscypha bicolor E is the source of this 1290-nucleotide messenger RNA. RefSeq lists its product as uncharacterized. The record is from RefSeq and is a predicted model, not a curated record. The transcript is spliced from 2 exons. Lineage: Eukaryota; Fungi; Ascomycota; Leotiomycetes; Helotiales; Hyaloscyphaceae. Bases 1 to 1290 code for a protein of 429 amino acids.